UCGGGGCAGAAGCCCAGAGACGCCGUCGUCGACGUCGCCAGUGCCUGCGCCUCUGUUGCUGUCUGCGACCCCCCAGCCCCUCUCUCCGCCCGAGGCCCCGAGUCGGCCCUACCGCCGACCCCAGCCGGGCGCUGCGAGGCCCCUGGCGUUGGCAAGGCCGGGCCCGGCCCCGACGCCGCUCCGCCUCGCGCAGAUCCCGACUGUCUCGAAUUGCGUCUCAGCGCUGUCUUCUUUCCCAGGACUGGUUUCGUGGGGGCCGCAGGCGCGCAGACUCGCCCCCCGCCGGAGCGCCCCGGCCCGGCCCCGGAGCGGCCCCUUGUAGACGUUCUAGAAGCCUGCUGAGUGCCGUCCCGGCGCCCGACCGCCCACCGUCCGGCCCGCUGGCCCGCUUCUUCCUGAUGCAGACUGCCGUCCACUAGAGGCUGGACGGACCCCCGAGCUUCCAGGGUAUGGAUUGUGAACAAGUUGGUUUUGUUUCACAUGUUCAUUUGUGAUUCAUGGCAGGGGACGUGGAAGGAUUCUGUUCCUCCAUCCAUGACACCAGUGUCUCUGCUGGGUUCAGAGCACUGUAUGAGGAGGGAUUGCUUCUUGAUGUCACUCUGGUUAUUGAAGAUCAUCAGUUCCAGGCCCAUAAAGCACUCUUGGCCACCCAGAGUGAUUACUUCAGAAUUAUGUUUACCGCAGACAUGAGGGAGCGAGAUCAGGACAAAAUUCAUUUAAAAGGUCUAACUGCUACCGGUUUCAGCCACGUCCUUCAGUUUAUGUACUAUGGAACUAUAGAACUGAGUAUGAAUACUGUUCAUGAGAUUCUUCAGGCUGCCAUGUAUGUUCAACUUAUAGAAGUGGUGAAGUUCUGCUGCUCUUUUCUAUUAGCAAAAAUCUGCUUAGAAAACUGUGCAGAAAUUAUGAGACUCUUAGAUGAUUUCGGUGUAAACAUCGAGGGAGUCAGGGAGAAGUUGGACGCCUUUCUGCUAGACAACUUCGUACCACUCAUGUCCAGGCCUGACUUCCUGUCUUAUCUGAGCUUUGAGAAGCUCAUGUCUUACUUGGAUAAUGAUCAUCUGAGCAGGUUCCCAGAGAUAGAGCUGUACGAGGCUGUGCAGUCUUGGCUGCGGCAUGAUAGAAGACGCUGGAGACAUACCGAUACCAUCAUUCAGAACAUCAGGUUUUGUUUGAUGACCCCAUCCAGUGUUUUUGAGAAGGUUAAGACAUCAGAAUUUUAUAGAUACUCCCGACAGCUGCGUUAUGAAGUUGAUCAAGCCUUGAAUUACUUUCAGAACGUUCACCAGCAGCCUCUGUUGGACAUGAAAUCAAGCCGCAUCCGCUCUGCCAAACCCCAAACUACAGUAUUCCGAGGCAUGAUUGGACAUAGCAUGGUUAACAGUAAAAUACUUCUCCUAAAGAAACCAAGAGUCUGGUGGGAACUGGAGGGCCCACAAGUACCUCUGCGUCCGGACUGCCUUGCUAUUGUGAAUAACUUCGUGUUCUUGUUGGGCGGGGAAGAACUGGGCCCGGAUGGCGAAUUCCAUGCUUCUUCCAAAGUGUUCAGGUAUGACCCGAGACAAAACUCUUGGCUCCGGAUGGCAGACAUGUCUGUACCACGUUCAGAAUUUGCAGUUGGUGUUAUUGGAAAGUUUAUUUACGCGGUAGCAGGCAGAACCAGAGAUGAGACUUUCUAUUCAACAGAGAGAUAUGAUAUCACCAAUGAUAAAUGGGAAUUUGUGGAUCCUUAUCCAGUUAACAAAUAUGGACAUGAGGGGACAGUGCUCAAUAACAAGUUGUUUAUCACUGGUGGAAUCACCUCAUCUUCCACCUCCAAACAAGUGUGCGUGUUUGACCCCAGUAAAGAAGGGACCAUAGAACAGCGGACCAGGAGAACUCAAGUAGUUACCAACUGUUGGGAGAAUAAGAGCAAAAUGAAUUACGCUAGAUGCUUUCACAAGAUGAUUUCUUACAACGGCAAGCUUUAUGUCUUCGGUGGUGUCUGUGUGAUCUUGAGGGCCUCUUUUGAGUCUCAGGGAUGCCCUUCCACAGAAGUGUACAACCCAGAGACUGAUCAGUGGACCAUCUUGGCGUCCAUGCCAAUUGGUAGAAGUGGCCAUGGUGUGACUGUGCUGGAUAAACAGAUAAUGGUUCUUGGAGGCCUUUGCUACAAUGGUCAUUACAGCGAUUCUAUUCUUACUUUUGAUCCGGAUGAAAACAAAUGGAAGGAAGAUGAGUACCCGCGGAUGCCCUGCAAGCUGGAUGGUUUACAAGUAUGCAACCUGCAUUUUCCAGAAUAUAUACUGGACGAGGUCAGACGUUGCAACUAAUGGCAUCUUUCUCCCUUCAAAAAAGCCAAACAGAAAAUUUGAGACAAAGUAGUUAAUUUAAAAAUAUAAAGAAAAACCUCACCAGUUUUACUAUCAAAGCCAUUGGUCUAAUACAUAAAAAUAUUUUCGUUCUGUUCUCGCAUCCUUUUUUUUCUUUUUAGUGGCCUCAAACUCAUGCAAUAAGUCAAUUCUAAGCACUAGCUCUUGAAACUACUUCCAGAAGCAGUUUAAUAGAACGAUUCACUUAUCUGGGAAGUUGAUGUUAUGCUUUAAACAUUUCUUUCAAAUGUCAGUGUAGGAGUCAUGCAUCUUCUAAGAGAAGACCUGAUAAGUGUCACUGGAUGUAAUUUCAGUUCCUAUCUCUAUCUGAAAUCUUUUUGAACAUUUAUUUCGGUGUAUUGCAGUCUGUUAGACUUUUUGAUUUUAUUUUUUAAGUUUAAAACUCUUGACCUUUUUGCAUGGCUUUUUGCUGAAAAUGCAAAAAUAUAAAUUUUCUACAAAUUUAACUUUUUUAUAUUCAAAACACUAUUUCUAAGCUGCCUUCUCUUAUCUGCAUUGUGUUAGUGAAAGCAUAUCCAUACUUGCUUACAUCUUAUGAAUAUAUAAGGCACAUCCCCUUUUAUGCGUGGUUAGGAUUCUAUAUUUUUAAGCUAGUGCACUUGCACACACGGUUUGCCAUACUUGUUGUAUUCUAGAUGUAACGUCUUUUCAUGUGUUAACAUUUUUAGAAAGUUAAAAUAACUGGAGUCCUCGUUUGGUAUCAGAGUAGCCUAUCUUCAGUCCAUACUGAUUCAGUAAUAUUCAAACUUAUAUUCCUGAAACAUGUAUGGCUUUAUGAAAACUAACAUUUUAUGUUUUAUUUUCAAAAGUAAACGUUAGUGUUGCUUAUCGAUGUAUGUCUUCUUUUUGAAAAUGUUUUUCUUUGCAGUCUGUUUAAUGUUACCCUCUUUUUAGUGAGAAUUGGAGUGGUAUAUGACAAGCCCUGGCCCUGCAGCGUGCAAGCACUUUUAAAGAGAAUUUAGGUAAUACCAGACUCCUAAAUAAAGGCCCCUUAAAAGUAAGUGCAACUCCCAUUCUUUACAUUCAAUAAGGCUGCUGCAUCUGUUAUUGAAUGGAAAGUAGCAACUUGGGGAAAAUUUGAGCUCAGUUUUGACUUAGGAAUAGAACUAUAAUCUUAACUGGUCAUAUCUACUUGUUUAUUUAGUACAAAAUAUUUAGUGGCACUGGGGAUGUAAGCCCUCAGCUUUUGUUUUAUUUACUGAAAGCUACUAGCAUGAAGGAUAGUAACCUCAAAGUUCAGAAUGGAUCAAGAAUAACUGUUUAAAAGCAUUUAUAAUAAGUGUUUUAGGAUUAUUAGCCGCACCUUUAAACUCGAAGAAAAAACGUAUAGUUGUCAAAAUUAAGCAAGAAUAACCAGGGAGUGGAUCCUUCAAAUUGAUGCCAUUUUCUUCUGAGUAGACUCUAUAUAUGAUACAGACUAGAUCUACACUGGCAAAACUUGCCAGAUCUUAGGAUAUUGGUGCAAUAUUGCAAUGCCUUCUAUAUGGCUGUUGUAUAAAUUUUCUAGUUUCACUUUUUUUUUUGCUGCUGCCACCACUGAAUAUAAAAUGGAAGAGUGAAGUCAUGGAAAUGUGAAGACUUAUUUCAUUUUUGCAAUUAAAAUAGACAACUAUGAAAAAAACCUGAUUUUAAAACUCUACAACUGGAGGCUAGAAACAGUCAGGUACAUAAGUAGUUUUGUAAAAAGCAAAACAUUGGGGUUGGUUUUAGAAAUCAAGUUAAUAUUCUUUUGUAUAUGAGAGUUAAAUUUUUUUUAAGUGGUCCUAUCAUUUACUUUCAGUUUCUAAAAACGAAAUUCAGUAUCCUGUUUCCCAUGGUAAUAUGGGUAAAAGUCUUUUUCUACAUCUUAAAAAUCAUUUUUAGUCGUUUUAUUUUUGAAAGCUAGGAGUUAGAUUAGCCGUUUAAUUCUUUUUCUAAUAUAUUAGUUGGCUUAGUGUUUUAUAUGUGUGCCAUCUUGCUUUAAAGAAAAUAACAGUAACGUCUUCAUUAUUUUCCUCAUUGUUGUCUUUUGCUGGAAAAGACCGAGAACAGGGUACCCCAUCAGGCUUUUACACUCCAGUGGUGGUUCUCUUUAAUUGCUUAGAUAUGACUUCGUAGUCCUAGUUAAAGUAAGAUCUGGGCAAACAAUUGAAUAUUCUUGGUCUUCAUUGUAAAAACACAAGACCAAGAUCAAAGUUCAUGUUUUGGAAAAUUUGUGAAAUCUUUUAACUUGAACUAACUCUGGGUUUAGCUUCACACGUUAAGUCAUGUCUGACCUGAUGUUAGCUGUAAUCAGUUUUGAGCUUUAAGAAUAGUUGUUAUUGCUUGGGUUCUGAAUGUAUGAGAAAACUCUUCUGUUUAUAUGUAGUGCUAAUUUAGGUUAUUUUGAAUCCAUGAUUAACUUACAUUCCCUUUUAAAAUUAUGGUUUAAUUGCUGAAAGAGAUUUAUUUUUGUUAUACUAAACUAUGGAAAAUUUUUUCAUAGAAUUUUUUUCAAGUUUAUUUUUUGUGUGCUUCAUUUGGAACCAUUUUUGUUUAUAUACAUUAUAUGUGCUCAAAAUAGUUUUUUUUUAAUUCAGUAAGAUUUAAAACUAUACAGUGUAAUUGCUGUGAUCUUUGUGUGUUAAUUUUCACUUUACAUUUUAAAUGCCAGACUUUACAAAAAUAGCUGAUCUUUGUUGAUUGCAUCUUAAUUAGAAACAUUUGUUCUCUUCCAUGUCUUUGACCUUCUAAGUUUUUAUUUUAAUCUGCUUAAAGAAAAUCCUUGCACUACAACCUUUUCAUAAAAUUCAAGAUUCUCACGUUGAAGGUUUUGUAUUGGAAGAAAUACUACUGGUUUUUAAAAAGUAAAGCUUAAUUAGUAGAAUUAUUAGCUUUUCUUGAGACAACUUUCUCUGUGUCCUCAUUACUCUGUGUGAGUGUUACUAUAAUUUGUGAAAUAUUGACUGAGCCCUUCACUUAUCUUUUCUAAAGCAGCACCUUUGGACACCUCAUUCUGGGAAGCCUGCUCGAGUCAUAGUAAAGGACACACACAUUUGUGUGGGGAGAAGUGGUAAAAAUGGUUUUGUCUUAAUUACAUGAAACUAAGCUUUAAAAUAUUUUAUAACAAAUUAUUUGAGCUGCAUUAUCUAAACAUGUCAAACGUUCAGUGGGACUAUUUUUAUAUAUGUAUAUGUGGUUGUAGGUCAUAACAUUUCAGUUUAUAAUAUAAAUCGUUAUUUCAGUUUAUAAGCUAUCUCUCAGAAAAGACUAGCUCUUUUGAGAAUACGUAAUUUAAAAUUUUAGACUGAAGUAAAACACAACAUAGAUAAUAGUGUAAAUUAGAUAUAAAUGAGGGCUAUAUGGCAGUAAAACUGCUAGUGCCAUUUUUCCUGUUUGCCUAUUACACAUUUUUUAUUUUUUUUUGUACUCUGAACAUUUUUAGGGAUCAUGUGUUCUAUCAGAUUAGAGUUGGUUUAGGGAUAAAUAUCUUCUAAAAAGAGAUUUAUCUUAAAAAUGAAAGUUCUGAAAAAUUAGUUUAUCAAGAGUUUAUAAAGUCAAAUAUUCAAUAGACAUAGACUGGAAUAGGUAAACUCAUGGAAGUCGUUUCCUUUCAGUAUACCAGUAUAACUUCAAUAUUACACGAGUAACAUUGAGAGAAUGCCAUCAGCUUUGUUUGUUCCUCCUUAAUGUUCUUAGAUUUUCUUUUUACAUCUUUGGGAACAACUACAUUAAAAACCUUAUUAAUCAGUGUAUCAGUAAGGAUUAGGUGUUUGCUUUCUGAAGGAAUGUUCCAGUGAGGUGAUCAGAGAGGUUAUUUUCUAUCUAACUUGUAUAUGCCCUAUACCCCUUGGGCAUAUUUUGUCUAUAGAAAAAAUAUUUUGACCUUUAGGUACAUUUUGGGCCAGUAGUCAAAUAAUCCUAGGGCCGAUUUAAAAAUCUUAGAAUAAUUUAAGGUUUGCCUUUUAUACCUGUUUUGGAAGCCUUUACAUUUUUGUCAGGUAAUUUUUCCCAAGCCGUGAAUAUAAUCUAUUCAAAACAUGUUUAUGCUAUCCAUUCUGU
This is a messenger RNA of Kogia breviceps (pygmy sperm whale), 6392 nucleotides long. Lineage: Eukaryota; Metazoa; Chordata; Mammalia; Artiodactyla; Physeteridae. The record is from RefSeq and is a predicted model, not a curated record.